UGUUUAAGAGAAGUGAGUCAAGUUGGAAAACGGCUUGAAAGGCAAAGCCAAUGCUGGUUUGUUCUUUUAUCGUCAAUCAAAUUAAAAACUCGAAAAUGCCCUGCUGGUACUAUGAAAAGAAAGAACUGCGAAAUACACCCUCUAUUCAGGAUGGAAUCGAUUAUGACACGGAAUCCAGAUACCGUAAAGAAGGUGCCAGAUUUAUUAUUGAUGUUGGAACAAAAAUGGAUCUUGGCUACAACACGAUGGCCACUGGUGUUGUGUAUUUUCAUCGGUUUUACAUGUUCCAUUCCUUUAAAACAUUUCCUCGUUACGUGACAGCCUGCUGUUGCUUAUUUUUAGCUGGCAAAGUAGAGGAAACACCAAAAAAAUGCAAAGACAUAAUCAAAACUGCAAAAACGUUACUUCCUGAUCAACAAUUUCUAACUUUUGGAGAUGAUCCUAAAGAAGAAGUAAUGACUUUAGAAAGAAUUCUGUUGCAAACCAUCAAGUUUGACUUACAAGUGGAACACCCAUACAGCUAUUUGUUAAAAUAUGCAAAGUGUCUAAAGGGUGAUAAGAAUAAGUUGCAAAAAAUGGUACAAAUGGCAUGGACAUUUGUUAAUGACAGUUUAUGCACGACAUUGUCACUUCAGUGGGAACCAGAAAUUAUAGCAGUAGCCCUUAUGUAUCUUGCAGGAAAAUUAAGCAAAUUUGAUGUCAUCGAUUGGACAGGAAGACAAACUAAACACUUAAGAUGGUGGGACAUGUUUGUUGAAGAUGUCACAAUGGAUUUAUUAGAAGAUAUAUGCCAUCAAGUAUUAGAUUUGUAUUCACAAGCAAACAAUCCAAAAACUCCAGAAUCUCCGCCUAUGACGCCAUCAAAUGAAUCUGUCAAAGACAAGUCAUCAACGCAAUCAUUGACAGAAUCGCCACUGAAUGCAUCAAAUGCACCUGCCAAGGUUUCUAAAUCCGAGAGUACAGCUGUUUCAGCGAAUGGAUGUCAGUCUGCUGAUGUUACUGAUAAUACAAAAUCGAUGGAUGUAACAAGCCAUUUUCCACCAUAUUCAUCAACUUUUCCACAAGGGAAUUCAUCUUUCACGCCAGUUUUUCCCCCAACCAAUAUUUCCGUACCACCUCCUGUAAAUAAUUUGAAUCAUAUUUCACCAAUGCACAUAAAUGUUGCUGUACCUAUGAGACCAUCGCCAUCAUCAGCAACACCUUCCCAACCAUCGUUUCAUCAGCCGUAUUCUUAUCCACCAAGUUCAAAUUAUUUUCCAAGUGGUGCAUCAUCGGCCCCUUCAAACUCACAACGGACAUACUAUCCACCACCGCCAUAAAUGGAAGAAUUAGUUUUUAAUUUACUUAAGUAAUUGUAAAUGUUAACAUGGAAUAUUUUUUUAUGAAUUACGUAAGAAUUAUGACUUGAAAAAUUAUAAAAUCCGCACUCACUAUAUAAUUCCCUGUAGGUACUAAUUAUUAAUAAGUAUUAAUGUGACUGCCUUGUUAUUAAAUGAAAAUUUGUAGUAACGUAAUUUUGUACCAUGAGCAUUUAAAAUUAUUACCAUUAUUAUAUUUGUUACUAUUUUCAUUUUUUUCAUAGUAUUAGGAGAGUAAUCGAAGUGAAAUUUAGAUGAUGUAUAUUAAAAUAAUUAAAAAAAAAAAUUAACUAACCAUGA
Messenger RNA from Copidosoma floridanum, 1658 nucleotides. It is a transcript of the gene CycK, whose product is annotated as cyclin K. NCBI's taxonomy places the organism in Eukaryota, Metazoa, Arthropoda, Insecta, Hymenoptera, Encyrtidae. Gene Ontology annotation, molecular function: cyclin-dependent protein serine/threonine kinase regulator activity. Gene Ontology annotation, biological process: regulation of transcription by RNA polymerase II. The record is from RefSeq and is a predicted model, not a curated record.